Messenger RNA from Castor canadensis (American beaver), 1133 nucleotides. The record is from RefSeq and is a predicted model, not a curated record. Lineage: Eukaryota; Metazoa; Chordata; Mammalia; Rodentia; Castoridae.
GAGUACCACUACAGAGGGAGUCUCCCAUUCUGUCAAAUCCCCAUCCACCUUGUCAUCUGCCCCCUGGAGGACUCAAGAGGCCACAUGGCAGCUUUGGGCCACACUGGCUCCACCCAGGGCCCAUUGUGAUCUCGGUGGUCAGGCUGAGCUGUGAGCUGGUGAAGUGCUCCAUCAUUGAUGUGAAGACCAGGCCCAUGGAAAGAUGGAGGAAUGGAAGAGCUGAGCUCCUACUGGCAGUUGCCCUGAUGCUGCCCUGGGCACACAGUUCCCUGGCAGUAACAUGUGGCCAAAGAAGAAGUGCCAAAUCUGAGGAUAUAGAGAUUGGUGGAAUUAUAGGAGGGAAACCUGCAAACAUUACAGAGUUUCCAUGGCAGGUGGGCAUUCUUCACAAAGGCAUUCAUCUCUGUGGAGGAACCAUCCUCAAUGAGUGGUGGAUUCUAACUGCAUCCCACUGCUUCCCAACAAUCAACCAAACUAACUUGGAGAUCAUACACGGCAUUGACAACAGAAAUAGCCAGAAUGUGAAGAAGUUGAAAGUGGACAAGUUAAUUAUGCACCCUUACUUUGAUGAGUUGAUGCUUGAUAAUGACAUAGCUUUGAUCUUGCUCAAAACUCCGUUAAAAUUGAGUGUCAGCAGGAUACCCAUCUGCCUUACAGAGGUCACCAACAUGGAAAGAUGGAGUACCUGCUGGGUGACCGGAUGGGGUGUUACUGAUGUCAGUCCUGGGAGUACUUUACCUAUAAAUCUCCAGAAAGUCAACCUUGAGCUAAUUGACUGGAAUAAGUGUUCCCGUGAAUUGCCUCUUGUCACCAAGAACAUGCUGUGUGCUGGGAAUUCUGCAGGUGGAAAGGAUGCCUGCCAGGGUGACAGUGGGGGGCCUCUGGUUUGUGACAAAAAGAAGAACAAAGACAAAUGGUACCAGAUUGGCAUCGUUAGCUGGGGUGUGAGCUGUGGCGUUAAGGAGUUCCCAGGAAUAUACACCAAGGUGUCGAAUUAUCUGCUGUGGAUUAACAAGGAGACCACGCAAGCAGGGAAGCCUUACGCACAUGAGUCAGACUCUGGGUGCCUCUUGCUUCUCUCGCCUGGGGCCUUCUUAUUCCUGUACUUUGUGAUGCUUCUAUUGCCUUGGUGA